AGCAAGAGAGAAACUAGAGAUGAGGUUGAUAACGCACAACAUGCUUUCUUGCAACAUCAAAGGAGUCACCAAUGGAUUUCCUCUACGGAUCGAAGCUGGGAACGUGAUUGAGAAGGAAGUCGAUUUCAAUCCCGAUUUUAUCAGGCACAUGUUCGCGAAGAUUGAGUGGAAAGCUCUUGUGGAAGGUGCGCGUUCCAUGGGAUACGCUGAGUUACCGGAGGAUUCUCCGGACGCGGCGGUGCUGAAAUCAGAUGAGCCCUUCCUUAAGAAACUCCACCACGCGUUGCUCGAGCUCCACCUCGAAGAAGGCGCGCUUGUUUGCCCUGAGACUGGUCGGAAGUUUCCGGUUAACAAAGGAAUCCCAAAUAUGCUUCUUCAUGAAGACGAGGUUUAAUUGAUUGGGAAAAUUUUACUUUGAGAUAUGCAAUUGAAUCAUCCCUUUUCGUCGUUUUGGAUCCUUGAAUUGUAUUGGUAGGGUUUUAUCAGAAGAAUGGUGCCUGAUUGCUUAAAAUUUAUACCCUUAUUUUGAGUAUUGUUUCAAGUAGUUGGUCACUGAUCUUUAUUACCGGUGCAUCCUCUGGAUUUGGAUUACAUUGUUGGUCUCUCUUAAUUAUUGUGCGUAUGGGUGAUCAUGAGUCAUAACCCUCUUGCUCAUAAAGCACUGAGCUUUGC
Molecule: messenger RNA, 672 nt
Organism: Arabidopsis arenosa
Lineage: Eukaryota; Viridiplantae; Streptophyta; Magnoliopsida; Brassicales; Brassicaceae
Source: the annotation of a GenBank genome assembly